AUGCUGGGAAUGACGCAGUUUGGAGUUGAUGAUUUCUGGAAACUUCAACAUGAAGUAAAAGAAUUAAAAGCUUCCCAAAGUGCUAUCAUGAAACGGCUACAGCGUGUCGAAAGGCGAGAUGAGGAAUCAACGAGGAUAAAGUCUUUAUGGAAGAGCCCAAGUUUAUUCCCAGCACCGCUUAGUUCCUCCAGCAGUGUUGUAAACCAAGCUCAGACGAAUGGCGUGCCUUCGAGCUACCAUAAUACCUCACGGUCAGAAACUACCAACCUACACUUCGAAGAGCUUGAUCCUCAGCCCCAUAUUGAACCAUACGCAGACCUUGAAAACGAGCUUCCGAGACGCGGUGCAUCUAGAGCCAAUAGUGUUAGGUUCGAUGAUGCUAUCCAGAAUCAUUGGUUUCACGAUCCUCAAGACUCUGUUGAAGACAAUUACUUCUCAAACUCUCGAAGUGUCAGCCAACUUGGUGGGCACAUGCUGAGUGAAAGGUCCGCUUCUAGCAAAUCUGAUGGACGACACAAUUCUCUCAACUCUCACAGUGUUGGUUUCGAUAACCAAUCCUUUUUCGACGCAGAUUUGGGAGUUCCUCUCGUUAACAGCUCAUCAAGUCACAGCGCUGUGUCAAAAUCUGCAAAGAUUGAAUGGGCUGCAAACGCCCAGAUAUUCUGUCGCUUGAACCCGUUUGCUGACGAGUCAUUCACAGCAUACAUCAGUAGCGCUUCCGUUGACUCCGUGAUCGACUUUGACAUAGUCUCCAAGCUUAACCUCCGAGAAAGUUUACGCCACAGAGAGAAUGGGAAGCUUCAAAUCCAACUCUCUUUAUACUUCUUCGAGAGUGACAUCCUUAGCUCUGCUAAUUUGGAUCAUAACAUGUCGAAGGUGACUGCCGAGUUUACGGUUUUGGUCAGUGAAAAGGAUGGGAUUUGCCCUUGUAGUAUUGUUAUGGGUAACGACAUCUUGAUGUCUCGGCAGGCGGAAAUAUCGUUUCUUCGACAGCGACUAGAUAUUCAACUUGACGAUGGAACUAGGGCAGCUAUUCGAUUCGCAGGUGCCCCUUUGGCCAUAACUCACCCAAUACCAGAGAAACCGGUGAAUUCAAUCCCUCAAGUGGUGACCGCCCCUGUUCCAACCAGCGCUAUUGAACGGCCAUAUACAUCUCACUCAAUUGGUAGAAAGGAUUCAAGGUUCACUCGUACCUUCCAAGAAAAGGCCAUCUCUUCACCAGCAACUCCAUUCAACCGAGAUGAGUUCGAUUUCUCCAGCAUCUUGUCCAAACCUUCCAUCGAAGCCCCCCAGCCGGCUAAACCCACUCCAGAGGAGAACACUGAAGAGCGUAUGGGCCAAGGAAGCAGUGCAAUUUUAAACUCAGUGGAGGAUACACAUAGUCCGAAGCCAGUUAUCGCAGAAUUGGUUGGAGCCCCCCAGCAAAAGCCGGCGCCAGCGAGUCCAUGGUCUCUAUCUUCAACAGCAGCCCUCUCGCAAGAAGGUGCCCUCGCCGAACCCAAGAGCCCCCUCCCAAAACUAGAUAGCAGCAACUCCUCAUCACCAAAGCAACCAACCCAGGAUAGGGCAUCGGUCGAACCCGAGCCAAGCAAGCAGGAAAUUGAAAACCCUAAGGUUGAGGAAUCCAACAAAACCGAACAACCUCGCAAGCGUCCUGGAAUGAAAGUCCUACGACCAAGCAGGCUCAACGCCUCGAACUCUAACUCUGGUCAGCGCACCCCAUCCUCGUCAACUUGGAACGUACCAAAGAGCGCGAUCGAACCGAUCUCAAUUGGCCGCGAACUCAGAGACGCCGACGAUCGGUUGGAUUCGCCUCUUCGGCCUCUUCCUCCACAGACACCUUCAGAAUCAAACCGAAGAAAGUCCGAUGCCACGUGGGGAUCUUCAGGUCCACGAAUCUCCAACGGAGCCAAUGGAUCACAAAAGAAGUACGGCACAGUUAAGGAGACAGUUUCCAACCCAGUCGGCGGGGCUUCAGCAUUCAGCUGGAUGUCUCCUAAGCAGGUCUAA
Molecule: messenger RNA, 2010 nt
Organism: Orbilia oligospora ATCC 24927
Lineage: Eukaryota; Fungi; Ascomycota; Orbiliomycetes; Orbiliales; Orbiliaceae
Exons: 2
Coding region: 1-2010 (669 amino acids)
Source: RefSeq, a predicted model, not a curated record